GCACAAAAUCAAAGACAAACAUGAGAGAGACGAUUGCUAGAACCUAAUCGGGGAAAUGGAGAUAUCUGCAACUCUCGCGGUACCUUCGGUUCCCAGAACUUCUCCAGUCCUAUCAUUCGCUUCAUGCAACUCUGUCUUCUUCAGCAAUGGUAGAGCCGAUAUCUUGAAGAAGAAGAAGAAGAAUACGACCAGUUGCCUGGUCUUGAGCAGAAGCAGAGCUCGAAGGGGUCUCAACUGCACAUGCUUGUUUGGUCUUGGCGUGCCGGAGCUGGCUGUAAUCGCCGGAGUUGCAGCUUUAGUUUUCGGACCGAAGAAGUUGCCCGAGGUCGGGCGGAGUAUCGGGAAAACAGUGAAGAGCUUUCAACAGGCAGCCAAGGAGUUUGAGUCAGAGUUGAAAAAGGAACCUGGAUCUACAAUGGACUCUGCCAUAGAGAAACCUACAGCUUCUGCAGUGGGUGAGGAUGAGAAAAAAGAUGUAAAGGUCUCAAACACAACUGAGAGUUCUUGAGAUUGGGUGAUGUGUAACUUAGUGAGCACUCCAUUUGACUACUUGGCAUUUGUUCAUGCUUUAGUUUUCCAUCUGUAGUAGAAUGGUUUCUGUUUCUCAUGUACAUCGGCUAUAUUUAUUGUAAUGAGAGGUUUUGGUCACUUG
This is a messenger RNA of Telopea speciosissima, 652 nucleotides long. RefSeq names its product sec-independent protein translocase protein TATA, chloroplastic. Bases 56 to 508 code for a protein of 150 amino acids. The transcript is spliced from 2 exons. Gene Ontology annotation, cellular component: membrane. Lineage: Eukaryota; Viridiplantae; Streptophyta; Magnoliopsida; Proteales; Proteaceae. Gene Ontology annotation, biological process: protein transport by the Tat complex. The record is from RefSeq and is a predicted model, not a curated record.